UUCCUCACCUACUGUGCCAGAGACUCUGCCAUCAAAGCCCAGACAGCACUGCAUGAACAGAAGACUUUGCCAGGGAUGGCGCGCCCGAUUCAAGUGAAACCCGCGGACAGCGAGAGCCGUGGAGGUAGGGACAGGAAGCUCUUUGUGGGCAUGUUAAAUAAGCAGCAAUCUGAGGAUGAUGUGCUCCGGCUCUUUGAACCAUUUGGGGUCAUUGAUGAAUGUACGGUGCUCCGUGGACCUGAUGGUAACAGCAAAGGCUGUGCUUUUGUAAAGUUCUCAUCUCACACAGAGGCUCAGGCAGCAAUCCACGCACUCCAUGGCAGCCAGACAAUGCCCGGUGCCUCCUCCAGUCUAGUGGUGAAGUUUGCUGACACAGAUAAGGAGAGGACCCUCCGUCGUAUGCAGCAAAUGGUGGGGCAGCUGGGGAUAUUCACUCCAUCUCUCACCUUGCCGUUCAGCCCAUACAGCGCCUAUGCGCAGGCUCUGAUGCAGCAGCAGACGACGGUUCUCUCCACCUCCCAUGGCAGCUACCUGAGCCCAGGCGUCGCCUUCUCUCCUUGCCACAUCCAACAGAUCGGUGCUGUGAGUCUCAACGGGCUACCAGCCACUCCACUUGCACCAACGUCAGGUCUACAUUCACCACCUCUCCUGGGAACAGCAGCCAUGCCAGGGCUGGUAGCACCCAUUUCAAAUGGAUUCACUGGAGUGGUACCAUUCCCAAAUGGGCAUCCAACCUUGGAAACAGUUUACACCAAUGGCCUUGUGCCAUACUCAGCCCAGAGCCCUUCAGUAGCAGAGUCUUUGCAUCCAGCUUUCACAGGAGUUCAGCAAUAUGCAGCUGUAUAUCCAACCACCACCAUCACCCCCAUUGCCCAGACCGUCCCUCAGCCACCUCCCAUUCUGCAGCAGCAGCAGCGAGAAGGUCCUGAAGGCUGCAAUCUUUUCAUCUACCAUCUCCCUCAGGAGUUUGGAGACAAUGAAUUGAUGCAGAUGUUCCUGCCCUUUGGGAAUAUAAUUUCUUCCAAGGUAUUCAUGGAUCGUGCCACCAACCAAAGCAAGUGUUUUGGUUUUGUAAGCUUUGACAACCCAUCCAGUGCACAGACUGCUAUCCAGGCCAUGAAUGGCUUCCAGGUUGGCAUGAAGCGUUUGAAGGUCCAGUUAAAACGACCCAAGGAUGCUAACCAUCCCUACUGA
Molecule: messenger RNA, 1194 nt
Organism: Chaetura pelagica (chimney swift)
Lineage: Eukaryota; Metazoa; Chordata; Aves; Apodiformes; Apodidae
Gene: CELF5
Product: CUGBP, Elav-like family member 5
Exons: 11
Coding region: 76-1194 (372 amino acids)
Biological process (GO): mRNA splice site recognition; regulation of alternative mRNA splicing, via spliceosome
Cellular component (GO): cytoplasm; nucleus; ribonucleoprotein complex
Molecular function (GO): mRNA binding
Source: RefSeq, a predicted model, not a curated record